UUCAAUAUUCUUUUAUAAAUUUAAUUAAUAUUUUAAAAUGUUCAGCAAUAAAAAUGUGUAUAAAAAUGAAGGAGUUGAUAAAUAUAUGAGUGAAAUCACAUCGAGGGUCGCAGCGGAGUCUGGUAUACCUAGUGAUCGGUAUCAUUUUGGGAAACUGGUCCUGCAGAGCUUGAAGGAUGAUCCCGAUUCAGUUAUGCAGAUUGACGGUGGCACCGGUGAAUCAGAGACAAACGGAUCAGCAUUAAAGAGAAGCAUAAAAUGCGCGACUUGCUUGAAGAAGUUAGGUCUGAAGAUUGGUGACGUCAUCAUCCUCAUGGGCGCCAACAACCUCGACCAGGCUAUACCGUUCUACGCCGCGCUCUACGAAGGCUUCAUUAUUGCCGCCAUUGACAAGACUCUCGUACUCAAUGAAUUGAAAGCCACAUUCUCAGUAGACAAACCUAAAGUCGUAUUUUGUCAAAGCAACAAAGUAGCUGAUGUGAAGAAAGCACUUGAACUGGCAGAACUUGAAGCUAAGAUCAUCAGUUACGACAGUAGCCCAGACUCUGAUGUUCUCACAUUUUCUGAAAUGAUGGAGAAGUAUGGUGAAGACAUCGAUGUUAAGGAUUAUAGGGCAGCUGAUUUCGAUCCCACAAAAACGAUAGCAUGUAUUAUAGCUACGAGUGGUUCCACUGGACUGCCCAAAGCUGCUAUAGUGACUCAUGAGGGAAUAACCAUUAAUACGAGAAAUAUUUGUUGUUACACCGGUAAUGAGUUUCCUGAGCCCAAGCCAGCUCUUAUUUUGUCUCCUCUUCAGUGGCUAUCUGCACUUAUACAUUAUCUGGCUGGUCCGAUAUUCAAGUACCCUCGAGUGCAGUCUUCAAGGGAUCUCGAUGCUCAACAUGUUUUCUAUCUGAUUAAUCAUUACAAGCCGUCAUUAGCAGUAUACAGCCCGCCGAUGCUCAUUUUAUUGCUGAAAGCUGCUGAACAAAUAAAAUGUGACUUCACUUGUUUUAACGUACUUUAUCUUGGAGGCAGUGCUGUACCAGAUUUCUUAUUCGACAAGUUAAAAGAAAUAUCACCGAAGACGCAAGUAGGAAAUACAUAUGGUAUGAGUGAACUGGGUUCCAUUGCAAUGAACCCAUUUGACGCCCCACUUGGCAGCUGUGGACGACGAUUCGCCCAUAUCGAAUAUAAGCUCAUCGAUGUAGACACUCAAAAGGAAAUCACAGAGCCUAACAAAGUCGGAGAAUUGUGGUUGAGAACAGCCUGCGGAUUUCAGGGUUAUUACAAUUGCCCCGAUGUUUCUGCUGAGGUGAUAACACCAGAUGGAUGGUACAAGAGUGGCGAUCUUUUCUACUUCGAUGAGAAUAUGUACGCGUACUUUGUUGAACGAUUGAAGCUCUUGUUGAAGUACAAGAAUCACCAGAUAUCUCCAGUUGAACUAGAGGCGGUUAUCCACACGCUACCAGGAGUCGUAAACGUGGCGGUAUCAGGAGUACCGGAUGAUGAAUGUGGAGAACUACCCAUCGCCUUCGUAUUACCAAGACCUGGAGUAAGCAUCACUGAACAAGAAGUCAAGGAUGUUAUCAAAGAAAACCUGACUGACACCAAACAGUUAAGGGGUGGUGUUGUAUUCGUGAAAGACCUUCCUCUGCUGCCGACGUCCAAAGUGGAUAGGAAGCAGUUAAAGAAAAUAGCUGAGAGUUAUGCGAAGAAAGCGUGAUCAAUGUCUUUUUAAGAUUUCGCAAUAAGUACUAUAAUGUUCAACAACUUUCAUACAGCGCCAUCUAGCGUCAUUUGAGCAAAA
Molecule: messenger RNA, 1789 nt
Organism: Trichoplusia ni (cabbage looper)
Lineage: Eukaryota; Metazoa; Arthropoda; Insecta; Lepidoptera; Noctuidae
Product: luciferin 4-monooxygenase-like
Exons: 11
Coding region: 38-1705 (555 amino acids)
Biological process (GO): fatty-acyl-CoA biosynthetic process; long-chain fatty acid metabolic process
Molecular function (GO): long-chain fatty acid-CoA ligase activity
Source: RefSeq, a predicted model, not a curated record